AUGUCCGGUAAGAGAACCAAACAACAGUUAACGAAAGAUCAGGUCCUGGCACGUGGGGCUGACGUUGACUCUUCUGAUGGUGAAUCACAAAUGGAUACUCCACAAGUAGCAUCUGCUGAAGUUAUGGCUACUCGUAAAAUUGCUGGAGCCAAUAGGAGAUUCAUGAAGAGAGCCACUCGUCCGUCUGCUGAUGCAAAUGCCGCACUUUCUAUUAAGCAGAAUAAAACUAGUGCCAUUUUUAACGGGGAUGUUACUUACGAUUCUUUGACUAUCUCGCAAAUGAAGUCAUUGAAUGCAAAUUUCCUGAAAUCUGUUAAUGAUGGCAUCAACAAAAAUCCGAUUGCUGACUUUUCUGAGAUUUGUUCUAAAUAUUUAGAUUAUGUGAAGAAGGUACAAGAAAAGAAAAUUGACGUUAAGAGACUUGAUGUUCCAAAGGUAGAAAUCAAGGCUGAUGUUAUCAAGUCUGCCGAUGACAAAACAAAGCCAAAUCCAUUUGCAAUGUUCGCCUCACUUAAUAAAUCAACUGAGCCCGAGUCCAACCAAGUUACAGUGUCGAAGGCAGAAAUUUCCCACCAAUCUUCACAACCAAUUAAGGUCGAGGCCGAUCCAGAUUCAGAUAACAGUGAUGAUAGUGAGAAGAAACAAGUUGAAAUAAAAGGACCUGAGUUCAAGAUUGGGGAAUUACCCAAAGCUAAAGGCGGAUUUAAAUUUGGUUAUGUCCCUCCAAAAGAUGAUUCUGAUUCUGAGGAUAUUGAGAUUAAAGGUCCAACAUUUUCAACUAAUGUGAAGAUUUCAGAUGCUGUAUUCAAGUUUCCUACUGAGACAAAUGUAAAAAAAGAAGAGGUGAAGCCUGCAUUCUCUUUUGGAAAGCCAGAAGAUAAGAAUGAAGAGACUAAACCUGCAUUCUCCUUUGGAAAGCCAGAAGACAAGAAGGAGGAGACUAAACCUGCAUUCUCCUUUGGAAAGCCAGAAGACAAGAAGGAGGAGACUAAACCUGCAUUCUCCUUUGGAAAGCCAGAAGACAAGAAGGAGGAGACUAAACCUGCAUUCUCCUUUGGAAAGCCAGAAGACAAGAAGGAGGAGACUAAACCUGCAUUCUCCUUUGGAAAGCCAGAAGACAAGAAGGAGGAGACUAAACCUGCAUUCUCCUUUGGAAAGCCAGAAGACAAGAAGGAGGAGACUAAACCUGCAUUCUCCUUUGGAAAGCCAGAAGACAAGAAGGAGGAGACUAAACCUGCAUUCUCCUUUGGAAAGCCAGAAGACAAGAAGGAGGAGACUAAACCUGCAUUCUCCUUUGGAAAGCCAGAAGAUAAGAAGGAAGAGACUAAACCUGCAUUCUCCUUUGGAAAGCCAGAAGACAAGAAGGAGGAGACUAAACCUGCAUUCUCCUUUGGAAAGCCAGAAGACAAGAAGGAAGAGACUAAACCUGCAUUUACAUUUGGCAGCAAUACUGCUACACAACCUUCAAACACAACAAGUGCAUUUCAAUUUGGGUCGAGUAAUUCAAGUUCAGGGACAUCCGCUCCUUCUUAUGCGUUUUCUUUUGGUAAAAAAGAAGGCUCUAAAUCCGACACUUCUAACCCUUUCAAUUUUGGCUCAAACGCUACCUUUAACAACACUUCGUCCUCUGUUUUUAAUUUCACAGCACCAUCAGCUAAACAAACACAGUCUGCCAAUGGAGAAGAUAGGGAAAGUUCCAAGGCUGACGUUGAUCCAGAUGCGAACGAGGCAGAAAAGGAUACCGUUCAAGGUAGUUUUGCCGUUGUGAAUCUGACGAAAAAAGUUGAUGUCCAAAACGGUGAAGAAAAUGAAGAUGUGCUAAUAUUAAAGCGUUCGAAAAUUACGAAGUUUAAUACCGAGACAAAAGCUUAUGACAAUGUGGGUGUUGGUGAAUUCAAAAUUUUGAAAAACGUUUCAAACUCAAAAUCAAGAAUUCUUGUCAGAUCUGAUGGUUCAGGAAAUGUUUUGCUAAAUGUACGUGUUCUUCCUCAAAUGAAGUAUGAGUUAAUGGGCGAGAAAAAGAAUAUGCUCAGAAUUCCAUCUGUGACCUCUGAUGGGAACCUAGAAACCUACAUAGCUAGAGUUAAAACAUCCGCGGAUGGUGAAGAGUUAUUGAAAACUAUUCAGAGUUGCCAAUAG
Pichia kudriavzevii is the source of this 2139-nucleotide messenger RNA. RefSeq lists its product as uncharacterized. NCBI's taxonomy places the organism in Eukaryota, Fungi, Ascomycota, Pichiomycetes, Pichiales, Pichiaceae. Bases 1 to 2139 code for a protein of 712 amino acids. Gene Ontology annotation, molecular function: structural constituent of nuclear pore; GTPase activator activity. Gene Ontology annotation, biological process: protein import into nucleus; protein export from nucleus. Gene Ontology annotation, cellular component: nuclear pore; cytoplasm. The transcript has a single exon. The record is from RefSeq and is a predicted model, not a curated record.